GCUCCUAUACUGUAACAAACAACUACUUCUCCUACUCUUUACCCGCCAUUAAUACCCACUCCUACACCUCACCUUACCUCCACAACAUGGACAGAACUAGCGGCGGCGCUGUGCUGGUGCGACCGGACCCCAAAACCGGCCUUAUUUCCUCGGCAAUUGACUGGUUGGAAUGGGCAUUCGUCAAGCUGAUUCCCGAUUCUAAGCACCACUCUCCCUGUCUCUCCGGUAACUUCGCCCCCGUCGAUGAGACUCAUCCUCUCUCCGACCUCGCCGUCAAAGGAGAUCUUCCGGAAUGCCUAAACGGUGAGAUCGUCAGGGUAGGUCCGAACCCGAGGUUUGCUCCGGUUGCUGGAUAUCACUGGUUUGAUGGUGACGGAAUGGUUCAUGGUGUGCGCAUAAAAAAUGGGAAAGCAACCUAUGUCUCCCGCUUUGUGAAGACGUCACGGCUCAAACAAGAAGAGAUUUAUGGGGGAGCAAAAUUUGUGAAACUUGGUGACUUGAGAGGGAUUUUUGGACUUAUCAUGGGUACUAUGCAUAUGCUAAGGACAAAACUCAAAGUACUUGAUGCUUCCUAUGGAAAUGGCACAGCUAAUACAGCUCUAGUAUAUCAUCAUGGGAAGCUUUUGGUGCUUGGUGAGGCAGAUAAACCAUAUGUUAUGAGAGUUUUGGAAGAUGGAGACCUGCAGACCAUUGGCAUGAUGGAUUACGACAAAAGACUGUCACAUUCUUUUACUGCCCAUCCUAAGGUGGAUCCCCUCACCGGGGAAAUGUUUACCUUUGGAUAUUCUCAGACACCACCAUAUAUCACAUACCGAGUCAUAUCAAAGGAAGGUGUGAUGCAGGAACCAGUGCCGAUAACAAUACCAAAAUCAGUCAUGAUGCAUGAUUUUGCCAUCACCGAAAAUUAUGCGAUUUUUAUGGAUUUACCGUUAUACUUCAUGCCAAAGGAGAUGGUAAAGGAAAACAAACUUGUUUACACUUAUGAUCAUACUAAGGAAGCUCGUUUUGGGAUUCUUCCACGAUAUGCUGAAAAUGAGAUGCUAAUAAAGUGGUUUGAGCUUCCAAAUUGCUUCAUUUUCCACACCGCAAAUGCUUGGGAGGAAGGAGACGAAGUAGUUCUUAUCAGCUGUCGGAUUGAGAAUGCUGAUCUUGACGUUUUCAACGGCUCUGUUAAAGAAAAGUUUGAGAAUUUUAAAUGUGAACUGUAUGAGAUGAGAUUCAACCUUAAAAGUGGUCAGGCUUCACAGAAAAGAUUAUCUGCAUCAGCGGUAGAUUUUCCCGUAGUGAAUGAACGCUACACGGGCAGGAAACAAAGAUACGUAUAUGGCACAAUAUUGGACCAUUAUCCUAAGGUAACUGGAAUUAUAAAAUUUGAUUUACAAGCAGAACCAGACAUAAAAAAGGAAAAGCUUGAAGUGGGAGGAAAUGUUAGUGGCAUCUUUUAUCUCGGACCUGGGAGAUUCGGAUCAGAGGCGAUCUUUGUUCACAGGAAUCCUGAUAAUACAUGUGAGGAAGAUGAUGGCUACUUAAUUUUCUUUGUCCAUGAUGAGAGCACUGGGAAGUCAGAAGUGAAUAUAAUCGAUGCAAAAACGAUGUCGCCUGAUCCUGUUGCUACAGUGGAACUCCCCAGAAGAGUCCCAUAUGGUUUCCAUGCCUUCUUUGUAACUGAGGAGCAACUUCAGAAACAGGCUUAGCACUGACAAGGUUUCGAGGAUAUUAUUAUGGAAUAAUAGCAAUGCCUUUUCCCACUAAAAAGAGGCAUGGUGGUAUAUAAUAAUUCAUAAAUUAUAGAUAGUGUGCAUCAUGCAAGUGUUAGUGUUAAACUAAUACUUGGGGACUUAUUUGUAUAUUAUAUUUCACCAAAGCUGUAUUUUUACAAUUAUCACGUUAAUUUUUAUGAGUUUCUAAAAUCAAAA
Molecule: messenger RNA, 1916 nt
Organism: Salvia hispanica
Lineage: Eukaryota; Viridiplantae; Streptophyta; Magnoliopsida; Lamiales; Lamiaceae
Product: carotenoid 9,10(9',10')-cleavage dioxygenase-like
Biological process (GO): carotene catabolic process
Cellular component (GO): chloroplast stroma
Molecular function (GO): carotenoid dioxygenase activity
Source: RefSeq, a predicted model, not a curated record